CGCGCGCCGCGGCCCGAGGGUUCGAACCGUGCGCAGGCGCGGACGCGGCGCUGGGCGGGACCGAGGCGGCGGAGGGCCCCGCGAGCCCGGAUUGGAUUCCCUCCACCCGAAGUGCUUCUCUUCACCCCAUCUUUUAGUCCUCUGGUUGCUUCUCAUGCCUCACACGAUACUUCCUUCUGAGAUUAUUCCAGAUUAAGAAGUACAAUGUCUCAGGAAGGCAGCUAUGGGAAGUGGACAUUAUCCAGUAGUGAAGAAAGUGAGGAUGAAAAGCCAGAACCAGAGAAGCCCUCUACCUCUUGUGUCUGCACUGAGCAGGGAGCAGCGCAGGAGCUGAGCUACACCUGCUCCGAGGCCCGGAAAGCUGCACACAAGAGACAGAUCUCACCAGUGAAAUUCACCUAUGCAGAUUCAGUUUCGCCUGCCAAGAAGCAGACAAGUAGUCCCCAGGAUGACCUGGGCUGGUGUCUCUCGAGCAGUGAGGAUGAGCUGGAGCCAGAAACACAGCAAACGCAGGCUGAGCGCACGGUGGUCAGAGAGGGAAAGGAUAUCCCCGCUCCCAAAGAUUGUGCUGCCCACAGAACCGGAGAUCAUGGCCCUCCUGCCAGACACAGGCUCAAAGAGGAGAAAGACGAGUAUGAGACGUCAGGGGAAGGCCAGGACAUUUGGGACAUGUUGGAUAAAGGAAAUCCCUUCCAGUUCUACCUCACCAGAGUCUCAGGAAUUAAGCUGAAGUACAACUCCAAAGCCCUCCACAUCAAAGAUAUUUUAUCUCCUCUCUUUGGGACACUUGUUUCCUCUUCUCAGUUUAACUACUGCUUUGACGUGGACUGGCUUAUAAAACAGUAUCCACCAGAAUUCAGGAAGAAACCAAUCCUGCUUGUGCACGGUGAUAAACGAGAAGCUAAGGCCAGUUUGCAUGCCCAGGCAAAGCCUUAUGCCAACGUUUCCCUGUGCCAGGCGAAGUUGGAUAUUGCUUUUGGCACACACCACACCAAAAUGAUGUUACUGCUGUAUGAAGAAGGCCUCCGGGUUGUCAUCCACACCUCCAACAUCAUCCGGGAAGACUGGCAUCAGAAAACCCAGGGAAUAUGGAUGAGCCCCUUGUACCCACGAAUUGACCCUGGAAACCACAGAUCUGGAGAAUCAAAAACACAUUUUAAAGCUGACCUCAUCAGUUACUUGACGGCUUAUAAUGCUCCUCCUCUCAAGGAAUGGAUAGAUACCAUCCAGGAGCACGAUCUCUCUGAGACAAAUGUUUACCUUAUUGGCUCAACCCCAGGACGUUUUCAAGGAAGUCAGAAAGAUAACUGGGGACAUUUUAGGCUUAGAAAGCUCCUGAAGGAACAUGGCACCUGUAUACCUAAAGCCGAGUGCUGGCCCCUAGUGGGUCAGUUUUCAAGCAUUGGCUCUUUGGGAGCUGAUGAAUCAAAAUGGUUGUGUUCAGAGUUUAAAGAGAGCUUGCUGACACUGAGGCCAGAAAACAAAACUCCAGGGAAAAGCUCUGUCCCUCUUCAUUUGAUCUACCCUUCUGUGGAAAACGUGCGGACCAGCUUAGAAGGAUAUCCCGCUGGGGGCUCUCUUCCCUACAGCAUCCAAACAGCUGAGAAACAGAAUUGGCUACAUUCCUACUUCCACAAGUGGUCGGCCGAGACAUCUGGCCGCAGCAACGCCAUGCCACACAUCAAGACUUACAUGAGGCCCUCUCCAGACUUCAGCAGACUUGCCUGGUUCCUUGUCACAAGCGCAAAUCUAUCCAAGGCCGCGUGGGGAGCCCUGGAGAAGAACGGCACCCAGCUGAUGAUCCGCUCCUACGAGCUCGGGGUCCUCUUCCUCCCUUCAGCGUUUGGCCUGGACAGCUUCAAAGUGAAGCAGAAAUUCUUCUCUGGCAGCCAGGAUCCCACCCCCGCCUUCCCCGUGCCAUACGAUCUGCCCCCGGAACUGUAUGGGAGUAAAGAUCGGCCAUGGAUUUGGAACAUUCCUUACAUCAAAGCACCAGAUACACACGGGAAUAUGUGGGUACCCUCCUGAGACUCCUAAAGCCCUGUGAAGCCUGAGCAUAACAUGUUGGCCCCCAGGCCCUGACUGUUGUGGUUUGUACCUCUUCACUUAAAGACUUUCUUGCACUUCCAUAAAAUGUUUUGCAAAGAUUGCUCUUGUGAACAUGGGUGUUAGUUAGACUUUUAAUGGUCAUUAUUGAUAUUCCUACU
Chinchilla lanigera (long-tailed chinchilla) is the source of this 2207-nucleotide messenger RNA. RefSeq names its product tyrosyl-DNA phosphodiesterase 1 (gene Tdp1). Gene Ontology annotation, biological process: double-strand break repair; single strand break repair. Bases 205 to 2028 code for a protein of 607 amino acids. The record is from RefSeq and is a predicted model, not a curated record. The transcript has 17 exons. Lineage: Eukaryota; Metazoa; Chordata; Mammalia; Rodentia; Chinchillidae. Gene Ontology annotation, molecular function: single-stranded DNA binding; 3'-tyrosyl-DNA phosphodiesterase activity; double-stranded DNA binding. Gene Ontology annotation, cellular component: nucleus.